Messenger RNA from Magallana angulata, 2267 nucleotides. Its product is annotated as 2-amino-3-carboxymuconate-6-semialdehyde decarboxylase-like. The coding region runs from base 67 to 1074 and encodes 335 amino acids. Gene Ontology annotation, biological process: secondary metabolic process. The record is from RefSeq and is a predicted model, not a curated record. NCBI's taxonomy places the organism in Eukaryota, Metazoa, Mollusca, Bivalvia, Ostreida, Ostreidae. Gene Ontology annotation, molecular function: carboxy-lyase activity; hydrolase activity. The transcript is spliced from 10 exons. Gene Ontology annotation, cellular component: cytoplasm; cytosol.
ACAAUUUGAUUGGUCAAUCGAAAUGAAAGUGACCUUCACCGAAAAACAAACCUGCACAUUGAAGACAUGAAGAUCGACAUUCAUAACCACAUUUUACCAGAGAACUGGCCGGAUCUAAAACAGCGCUAUGGAUAUGGGGGAUGGGUGCAACUUCAUCACAAGUGUGCUGGGAAGGCAGACAUGAUGAAGGAUGGAAACUUUUUCAGGACCAUAGAUGAAAACUGCUGGUCCCCAGAGGCAAGGAUCAAGGACAUGGACGAAACAGGGGUGACAGUACAGGCCCUGUCCACAGUCCCUGUGAUGUUCAGUUACUGGGCCAAACCAGCGGACACCUUGGACCUGUGUCAGAUUCUGAACAAUGACAUAGCGGAGACGGUCAAGAAGUACCCCCAGAGGUUUGUGGGGCUGGGAACACUCCCCAUGCAGGCCCCAGAACUGGCUGUCCAAGAACUAGUCCGCUGUAAACAGGAACUAGGAUUUCAUGGCGUACAGAUUGGCUCUCACGUUAACGACUGGAACUUGGACGCCCAGGAACUCCGACCAAUAUUUGCGGCCGCUGAGAAACACGAGAUGUCCAUCUUUGUUCACCCCUGGGACAUGGACUUGAGCGGUCGGAUGAAGAAGUACUGGUUACCGUGGCUGGUAGGAAUGCCGUCAGAGACAGCCACGGCAAUCUGCUGUAUGGUCAUGGGGGGAGUCCUAGAAGAAUUCCCCAAACUCAAAGUCUGCUUCGCACACGGAGGGGGAGCUUUUCCCUUCACUGUGGGUCGUAUUGAGCAUGGUUAUAAUGUCCGUCCAGAUCUGUGUGCUACCGACUGCAAAACUGGUCCUAGACAAUUCUUGGGCAAGUUUUAUACGGACGCCCUAGUGCAUGAUCCAGUGGCCCUCAAACUUCUAGUGGACGUUAUAGGGGAGGACCGGGUCAUAAUGGGGUCUGACUAUCCUUUCCCUCUGGGUGAGCAUCAUCCAGGAAAGCUGAUAGAAUCCAUGGACUUCCAGCAACCACUGAAGGAAAAGUUGCUGGUUAACAAUGCAUGUGAGUUUCUGGGUCUGGACAGGAAAGCAUUCCAAUGAAAUAUAACAGGCUAUUGUGAAGAAAACAUCUUAUUUCCUGGUGAAUAGUUCAUGCCAAACAAGAGAGAGAGAGACAGAGAGAGAGACAGACAGACAGACAGAGAGAGAGAGAGAGAGAGAGAGAGAGAGAGAGAGAGAGAGAGCACAGUCAAGUUUUAAAGGUGUGCAAGGUUUUAUAAUUUUAUGUUAAACAGUGCUUGUACAAGUGGAGACACUACAUGUAUGUGUGAGGGUUUUUUAAGGUUGUUUAUUCUAUACAUGAUGUACAUGGAAUCUCAGAAUGGUGUAUAUUAUUAUAACCAUGGUAACAGAACAACUGUUUCGUUGUUUUGUAUGAGGAAAAAUUGAGUUUGUUAUUAUUAUUCUAUUUUUUAAGAAUGUUUUGGUACUGCAAGCAAACACGUGAGCCACUUGAGGCUACGUGAGGGCCUUGGACACGAUUUGACUUAAAAUUUUCAAAUUUUAUUUUUCCAUUUUCGAUGUUUAAACUGAUAAACAUAGAAGUUUAUAAUGCUACGUCAAAAUUUGAAAGUUAGAUAUCAAGUUAUAAGCAAGAUACAGAGUUCAUAAUUCUUUGUUUUGUAAACAAAGCUUGAAUAUUGUCAUUUUUUACAUAUGUGUUGUAUUGAUGCAAGUUUCAAUCAAAUGAAUAUUUCUUUUGUGGAAAAUAGUAUUUAUGAAGAUACUGAAUUCGUUUAAAUUGUUUUUACAAGUCAUUUUGUCUAAGAAGUAAACAACUAUAAGACUGGAGUUUUGUUUACAUAACAACCAGUUCUUACCUCUGUAUCUCGCUUGUAAUUUGACUUUAACAUUCAAUAUUUUGGUCAAUCAAUUUAAAAUGCAUCAGUAAUCCAUUUUAUACAUGAAAAAUAGAAAGGUAAUUUUUGAUCUCAAAUCAUGUCCAAGUUCCUUUAAUGUUUUUUAUCUUUUUAAACCAGUUUUUAAACAGGUUGGGCAGAAACAACUUAAAUCCAAUUCAAGAAAUAUUUACAUUUUUAUCACCAAUUAUAUAAGAUGGCUGAACAUGCUUGAUACAAUUUUAAACUUGAUUUGAUGAGCUGUUUAAUAUGCUGGUUCAAUGAAAUCUGGGAUGCAUUUAUUAACGAAGACAUCGUUCUCCCCGGGCGAAUUCUAAUGCAUGCAAUGUUUAUUUUGUUCUUCAAAAUUGUAGAUCAAAUAUAUAUUUACCAAUA